CAGAUGAUGAAGGUCAAAACAAAUGUGUCUGCUGCUAAUAUGAAAUUUAAAAAAUGCGCGCAAUGUCCACAUUAUGUACAAUAUUGUAACUAAUUAUUUUAGAAGCUAAAUCAUACAUGGUCAAUGAAGAGUAGGCGGGCUACCAUUAUCAUUGUCUAGACGUGUUUUUGCGGUUUAAGUCAAACUGAGUUGAAAAAAAAAAAAAUCAUACAGGAAAAAACGUCGCUAUCCUGUGCCGGGAUUCAUCGUGCCAUUGAAUCGAAUUAAUGUACAGUUGUACAAUUAAUUCAAUCAAGUUUACAGGUCUAUUUUGGAAAAGUCAUCUAUAGAAAAGACGAAUUGUUAGUGGUGACCAAGCAUGGCAGAAGCUCAUCAGGCUGUGGCCUUCCAGUUCACCGUCACCCCUGAUGGCAUUGACUUACAUCUCAGUCAUGAAGCUCUUCGGCAGGUCUACCUGUCUGGUCUUCACUCCUGGAAGAAGAGAUUUGUCCAGUUUAAGAAUGGAAUUUUGAAUGGUGUAUACCCGGGCAGCGGACCAGGGUUCAUGCUGGUGAUGGCAGGGUACAUGGGAAGGGCUCAUUAUUUUAAAGCGGAUCCUUCCUUAGGCCUGUUCAUCAAACUUGGCAAACAUGUCCCAGUUAGUAGGUACAUGUCUCCACAAAAUCAGAUGUUAGUUGGGGGUAUCGCGGUGGGCACAGGUCUGUGGAUUGCCAUCAUAUUCACCAUGAGGAAUGUCUUGAAGGGCCUGCUGUCCUGGCAUGGAUGGAUGCAUGGCACCCGUGGCAAAAUAACCUGGAAAAUUCAACUGUGGCUUAUCCUAGUGAAGAUGUUUUCUGGCAUGCAAACGCCAAUGCUAAACAGCUUCCAGACCUCACUCCCUCACUUACCUGUGCCCUCUGUAAAAGACACAAUGAAAAGAUAUCUUGAAUCAGUCCGACCACUGCUGAACGAUGAGGAAUACCAAAGAAUGGAAAGUCUUGCACUGGACUUUCAAAAGAACCUUGGACCGAAACUUCAGUGGUACCUCAAACUGAAGUCUUGGUGGGCCACCAAUUAUGUAAGUGACUGGUGGGAAGAAUAUAUCUACUUGAGAGGUCGUGGACCAAUCAUGGUCAACAGCAACUACUAUGUAAUGGACUUUCUUUAUGUCUUCCCAACACAUCUGCAAGCAGCGAGAGCUGGUAACUCCAUUCAUGCCAUCAUGCUCUACAGGAGAAAGCUGGACCGGGCUCAAAUCAAGCCGCUUAUGCUUCAAAACACCAUCCCCAUGUGCUCGUCCCAAUAUGAGCGCAUGUUCAACACCAGUCGCAUUCCUGGCGUAGAAACAGACUCUGUUCAGCAUAUGUCUGACAGCAGGCAUAUUGUGGUGUAUCACCGGGGCCGUUACUUUAAAGUUAGGUUGUUCUAUGAUGGGCGGUUGCUGUUGCCACGGGAGAUUGAACAGCAGAUGGAGAGGAUUCUGGCUGACACGUCAGAGCCGCAGCCUGGGGAGGAAACCCUCGCUGCCCUCACUGCAGGGGACAGAGUGCCUUGGGCUUGUGCCCGUAAUGCCUACCUCAGACAUGGCAAGAACAAACAGUCUCUGGAUGCUGUGGAGAAGGCUGCUUUCUUUGUUACACUGGAUGACACAGAGCAGCACUAUGAUCUAGAAAAUCCUGUGGAGUCCCUGGACCGUUACGCUAAAUCCCUGCUUCACGGGAAGUGUUAUGACAGGUGGUUUGAUAAGUCCUUCAACCUGAUUGUCUUUAAGAAUGGAACAAUGGGCCUUAAUGCAGAACAUAGUUGGGCUGAUGCUCCCAUUAUUGGCCACCUCUGGGAGCAUGUGCUCUCAGUGGAACCUUUUAAGCUGGGCUACACAGCAGAUGGCCACUGUAAAGGAGAACUUCACCCCAAUCUCCCUGGACCUCAAAGACUGCAGUGGAGCAUUCCACCAGAGUGCCAGACUAUGAUUGCCAACUCUCUGUCUGUGGCUGAGGCUUUGGCUGGAGAUGUGGACUCCCACAUCAUCCCCUUCAGUGACUUUGGAAAGGGCCUGAUCAAGAAGUGCAAGACCAGUCCAGAUGCCUUCAUUCAGCUAGCACUGCAGCUGGCCCACUUUAGGGACAAAGGAAAGUUCUGCUUGACUUAUGAGGCAUCCAUGACACGUUUGUUCAGAGAAGGUCGUACAGAAACAGUGCGGUCCUGCACCGUGGAAUCCUGUGCAUUUGUCUGUGCCAUGGUCAACAACAUCACGAGAGAACAGAAACUUAAUUUACUGAAGCUGGCUGCUGAGAAACAUCAGCAGAUGUACAGACUGGCAAUGACUGGCAAAGGCAUUGACCGUCAUCUCUUUUGCCUCUACGUUGUAUCUAAAUACCUUGGGCAGGACUCUCCUUUCCUCCAAGAGGUGCUGUCAGAGCCUUGGAAACUGUCCACCAGUCAGACUCCUCUACAGCAGGUGGAGCUGUUUGACUUGGUUAGACACCCAGAGUAUGUGACUAGUGGUGGGGGGUUUGGACCUGUUGCAGAUGAUGGUUAUGGUGUGGCCUAUGUGAUUGUCGGGGAAAACCUUAUCAAUUUCCACAUCUCUUCCAAGCAUUCCAGUCCAGAGACUGACUCUCAUCGCUUUGGAAACAAUAUCAGACGAGCAAUGCUUGAUAUGCUGGAUCUGUUUCACCUUGACACAAUAGCCCCAAAGUGAUUCGAUUGAUGAAAAGAUUUUGCUUUUAACAACUCAUUUCGCACUAAUUAUAUUCUAUAUCGAGAAGUUUGAAAUAUGUUGUUUUGCAGUUUUUGCUUAACCUUUUUGCUUGUCGUCCUGUAUGUUUACUUGCAUGUGUGUUUGUGAGAUGCAGCAUAUGAAGUAGAGAAGUAGGGAGGGAGAGUGAGUUACUUAGAGGAAUCUUAUUCUGUGUUGUUUUAUGUGCUGGUGCCUUAACAUAUGUCUUACUUGAACAGUUCAGUGCAGGUAAUUUUAAAUGAAACAUUCUGCCAUUUGUAAAAGCAUUUCAUUACCAAGACAUAAGUUUACUUUUAGCACUCAGUAUACUUCGAUGUAUUGGACCUUAACAAACUGACAUUUCAAUAGAUGAAAAAUUCACUUGUCAAGGAGCAUUAUAAUAGGCUUGGCCUGGCUUCUGCAAUCAUGGAUAAAAUGUUGACCUCACAAUUCAAGCAAAAUGCAGCUCUCAGUUUGUGCUUUUAAUGCUUUUGAUUUGCAUUCUAAAAUUUCCAUAGGUCAAAUUCAUUAUUAAAGGCAUAGUUCACCCCAAAAAGAAAAUGUCAUUUACUCUCAGUAAUUUCAAAUGCAUAUGAUUUUUCAUUUGUCAGUGGAUAAUAAAAUUAAAUGUUGGGAAAAGAUGCAAUUAAAGUGAAUGGUGACUGAGGCUAAUGUUCUGCCUUAAAUCUCCUUUUAGUGUUCCACAGAGCAAAAAUAGUCAUAUAUGUUUGAAACAACAUGAGGGUAAGUCAUGACAGGAUUUUCAUUUUUUGGUGAACUAUCACUUUAGGUAAUGAAUGGAAAGAUGAGAUGAUACAGAUAACAGACAAUAUACCAAGUAUGUUCUCUUUAUGACAGAUUUUGUUCAUUGUUCAAAGGUCAUUUGAAAUGUUUGGGAUUAUAUAAAAGACAUGGAAUGUUAAUGCUCAUUAGUGGCUUUAUCAUGUUAUUUUACUUUUUAAUUUGAUUUCAUUUAUUUUCCCUUCAUCGCAUUUUAUCUUGUGUUCCCUUUUUGAGUGUUACAUUAUGAUUUUGGAAAAUCUUUCAUAUGUGAUUUUAGUUCCAGGAAAAGUGUGCAUGUAUUCAAAACUCUCUAGAACUGUUAUUUAUUGUAUACUUAUUUAAAUAUGUUUGAGUGUCAGCUAUUGUGAAUGCAAAGGCCAUGUAUAUUUUUUGAUUCAGAAGUUCAGAAUGAGCAUUAAGUAUAUACACCAAAACAUUAAAAUGUCAAAUGAUGUUUUUCCCCCUUUCAUCAAAUCUAGCCUGUGGUAGUUUUGUUAACAUUUUUUUUUAAAAGAUAAAAUUUCAUCCAGACAAACCA
Messenger RNA from Xyrauchen texanus (razorback sucker), 4019 nucleotides. RefSeq names its product carnitine O-palmitoyltransferase 1, liver isoform-like. Bases 359 to 2680 code for a protein of 773 amino acids. The record is from RefSeq and is a predicted model, not a curated record. The transcript has 19 exons. Gene Ontology annotation, biological process: fatty acid metabolic process; carnitine metabolic process. Lineage: Eukaryota; Metazoa; Chordata; Actinopteri; Cypriniformes; Catostomidae. Gene Ontology annotation, cellular component: mitochondrion. Gene Ontology annotation, molecular function: carnitine O-palmitoyltransferase activity.